CCUCAACACACUCACAUACACACACCCCAACGCUCUGUGAUGCCAACCCCUCACUCCACGGUUGGACUGAAUUGCACGUUUCUCGAGGCGGUAUCAUCUGAGAAUUGGCCAGCAUAUUAUGAACCAGUCGAUGCGUUGAUGGAGAUGCGAUGGUGCAUGAAAAAGGCGGGUGAACUAUGAUCGGCGGUAAACGAGCAGAGGAACACGGAGAGAGAAAUUUGGCUCAACAUAAUCCAUCUGGACUUCAGGGGGGAAGAUGAGGACCAUGAUGGCUCCGAUGCAAACGGCGUUAUUCGUGUUUGUGCACUGGGUGCUCCAGUAUGCUGUGUGCCGUGACGUUUUUCUUCCCAAUGGACCCCUCUUCCGUGUUGCUGGCUUCCCUCUCUCCCUGCCAUGUAGCGUGUCGGGAUAUGAAGGCCCACGAACACAAGAGUUUGAAUGGUUCCAAUACAGGGAUGAUUCUGGUGGAAGGCAGAUAGGAGUGGUGUCCACCAGGGACAAAGGCUUCCCAUACGUCCCAUUCCAGGCCCGCGUGAGGAACGGGGAGGUGAGGGUGGAGAGGGACUCAGGGGACAAGGUCCGAUUGGUUAUCCAGAGGCUCCGAGCUGAAGACCAGGGAAAAUAUGAAUGUUACACACCCAGCACAGACAGCACCUACCAGGGAAACUACAGCGCCUCAGUCACUGUCAAAGUGAUACCAGACACUCUCCAGGUCAGUUUUACACGGUCACUCACUGGGCAGCCCAUGCCGGAAGGAGCUGAAUUAACCCUAACCUGCUCAGCCAGCAUCCAGUCAGAGCAGCUCACUCACCUGUCCAUCACAUUUGGGAAGCGUGGCAGUGGAGAGGCUUCAAGCAGUGGAGCCAGAGGGGAGGUCAGCAACGUUAGAGAAAUUAUCUCCAUCGAUAAAUUUCUGGGGGUCGUCCCCGGGCGACUCUACAAAAAGCGCUAUGACGACGGAGAAAUCACUCUUGAGAAAAGGAACGGAGAAGGAGGGCAGGGUGUGUACAUGAUGAAGAUGAGAGCAGUGCAGCCGGAUGACACCGGCUCGUACUUCUGUGAGGCGUCACAGUGGAUUCUGGACCCUGAUCGAUCAUGGCAGAGGAUUGCUCAGAGGACGCUGGAUAUUGGCAACUUGACUGUUCAGCAACUAGCUGAGUCUCUGAGUGUAGCAUCCUCACCCAAAGGCGAGGUAACCCUCCAGAUUGGCUUCCCUCUCAUCCUGACCUGUGAGGUGUUGGGGUUGCCAUCUGAAGUAAAUUCGGGCCUCCUGGUUCAGUGGAUGAAAAGGGGAUCUGUCAGCGGUGAGGCAGUAGUUGGAACCGGAGGAGUGGAGGUUGAGGUGGCCCGGAUGAGCCCAGAUGGUAUUGUGAACUGGGGGGACGACCUCAGCAGAGCCAGUGGUGGCUCUAUGGAGAAAGUGGGAGACGGAAAGUACUCUCUGAAGCUCUUCUCAGCCCGGCCCUCCGACUCAGGAGUGUAUCGGUGUGUGGUGAGUGUGUAUGCUGGCAGGAGGAACCCUAGCCUUGCUACGCCUGCAACGCUUACCCAGAGGUCAGAGGGAGUUACAGUCAACUUGAAAACCAAAGAUGUGUUGGUUUCAGCUGUGGCUCAGCUCCCUCGUGGCCCUUUGCUCAAACGGGGCAGCACCAUCACCUUAAUCUGCAACGCUACUGUGACUACCACAGGUCCUGCCCAGGCUCAGGUGCAGUGGCUGCGUUGGCCAAUCCCUGAACCAGUUAUCAGGAGGAAAUCUGAUGUUGCGCCACAAGAUCCACCUGCUGUGCAAAAGCCUACACUGAUAGCUGCUCUAAUGUACAACGGUGUUUCAAACAUCUACACCAACGGCAGUGAGAUUAGCGUUGACCGGCUGUCAGCCGUCAGCUAUAGACUGAGGGUCCACGUGGCAACAUUGGAGGACCAGGGCAUGUAUGCAUGCCAUGCUCAGGCAUGGGGGCAGGACCCACAUGGAGGCUGGUACAACACUGGGGCCAAAGCAGAGUCAAACGCAGUGACUGUUUACCUCUACGCCAGAGUUGCUGACCUUCUGCUCAUCCCUUUGGUGAUUGGCGUCUCAUCCGCCUUGUUUGUUGGGAUCUUCAUCAUUGCAACGGUAACCUGUUGCUUCAUGAGACGCCUGGCGAGGCAGCGUGCCCAAAAAUAAGUGUCUACUUUGUUGCUGAUUUCUCAUUAAGUGGCACAAAGAAGUGACACACACAUUAUAAUGAGAAAAAAAUGUCUUUCCCUUAUGAUUUCAAGACAAAAGGAAGUGGCAUCUUUUCUGCUGAUUUUCUGUGUUUUGUUCAAUUUCUCAUCAAUGCAAAAAAAAAAAAAAAAAAAUCUGCUUAUUAUUAUUAUUUUUUUUUAUAUAUAUUUUUUUUUAUCCAAACCUCUGGACACAACAUUGUUUAGUGGUGACACCAGUGGGCAUGACAGAUUUUUGCAAGUGAGUAAAGACAUUUUUGGAACUUUUUUCUAUGGUAUCCUUGACCACAGUUUUAGUGAUUUCCUUAUUUCUCCUUAUUCUUGUGUUUCCUUCUGGAAAAAGGUCAGAAUGCAUGUAUAAAAAGUGUCAAAGCUGAAGAGGGUUUGUAAAUUUGUUUUGACUAAUCUAACUGUAGAUAUUUUUUUUCUGUACAGGCACUUGUCCUCUCGGAGGGUCCGUUAUUACAGUGUGUUGCUACUAAACUCAUCAGAUGUUUUAUAUGAUGCUGGAUAUGUACGUCAUGUUAUGACUAACUGUGCAAGUUUCCCAUAAACAAGGAAAGUUCUGCAUUUUCACAAAUAGCUGAUGGUGUUCCUGUUGCUUCUUUCUCAGAUAGUAUGUGGUUAUUUUAACUCACAACCCAAUAAUGUGUAAAUGUGCAUGGUUGAGGUAAUACUGCUGACAGUCACGUGAAUGCUGAUGGGAGCAGUUCAUCCUCCAGAUACUCGAUAUGAGCAGGGAGAGUCCAGCACCUACGGUCCAGCACCACACUGCAUGCAAACAAAGUGUCUGUCUGUGAGUUAAUAAGUAAGCUGCUGGCUGGGGACUUUCUGAUGCAGACCAACUGAGUACCAUUUGUAAUUUUAGGCAUUGUUUCCCCGUUAUGCUUCUAGCUGUGAUGAGUUUUCCAAACAGAUUUGAAGAUUUGCAUUGUUUUGACUAAGAUAAGUAGAGAGAUAAUAUUGCACAGAGUUUAAAUAUGUAAAUACUCAACAUGAUUUAGCUGUUCUAAUAUUUGUAGUGUAAGUAAGACUGUGCUGUAGCACCAUGUUUCUUUGUCAGGCAGCUGUGUUUAACAUUCUGCAGCACUCUUCUUUGCUCUUUCAAAAUCACUCGGAUAAAAAUGGAACUGGGACCAAAGCUUCUUGGGAUCCUAUUACUUGACUAUUUUACAGCUGAAAAGUAAUUUCCUUUCUUUUUUUUUGGUGGGAUUUUUCUGUUUGUGGAAUUAAAGUUAAAGUGACUGAGAUUUAAGAGCAGUACUGUAAAAAGAAAUUCUUUUUUUUUACACUGUUUAUGGAUAUUUGUCCCUAAGCUGAAGAUGUCUUCAAGAGAUCUACUUUUUGACUUGUCUCACUAUCGGCGUCAUCGUAGUCAUCAUGUGGUUUGGGGUUCUUAUUUGUACUGCCAAGAAUUGUUAUGACUAUGGCUCGAGUUGCUAGCCCACAAAAAUCUGUUGGACAGAUUUUCUGUGUCUACACACUUAAAAUGGGAGAAAUCCAUUCUCUUUCUUUUGAAAGUAACACUUAAAUAAAGUGUUUUCAGCCAAGCAGGUCCACAUUGUCUGAUCAUGCAUGGUUACAUGGAUGGAGUCUGUCAGUCUCUGUAGGAGUUCCUCUAAAUCUCCUUCUCCUCCCUAAACUGCACUCUCUAAACCCUGAUUAUGAAUAUUUACAGACAUUAUGGAAUAAAAUCACAGCUCUGCUUGCUUCAUGAGCCAGUUUGUUCCAGAUGAACUGCUCAAAGCUGAUCUGUUCCCACACAUUGAACACAUUCAUACUCUUACACACACACACAGAGAUAUACACGUGCACACAACUGCAGUAGCAACAGGACAGUGGUGGCUGGCUGGUAUUUCAGAUGGAAGUAAGCGAAUAUCUGCGUGUUUAUCUCUAAUCCCUGGUUAUGGCUGCAGUAUUAUGCUGCCCAUCCCCCCCGCCUGUGUGUGGCUCCCAUACGAUUCAUUUCAGUCUCUGCUUCCUGAGAAUUACAGCCCCUCGUGAACGGUUUGAGUAUGAAAACAGCUGUUUGAGAUGUGUUUUAUGUGAAACCCUUUCAUGAAGGUGUUUUAUAAAUGCAGUUUAUUGUUAAGUUUUGCUUUUCAUGGUGCUUUGGCAAAACUGCCAGCUGAUAAAACCAAUAAACCACUCUGGAUUUUUAAUGUCA
Molecule: messenger RNA, 4372 nt
Organism: Melanotaenia boesemani (Boeseman's rainbowfish)
Lineage: Eukaryota; Metazoa; Chordata; Actinopteri; Atheriniformes; Melanotaeniidae
Gene: igsf8
Product: immunoglobulin superfamily, member 8
Exons: 8
Coding region: 257-2164 (635 amino acids)
Source: RefSeq, a predicted model, not a curated record